Paramecium pentaurelia is the source of this 1322-nucleotide messenger RNA. The record is from the annotation of a GenBank genome assembly. NCBI's taxonomy places the organism in Eukaryota, Ciliophora, Oligohymenophorea, Peniculida, Parameciidae.
AAUGAGUCAAGGAAAGAAUAAUAAUCAACCAUUUUUUUUCGGAAGCAAUGCCUCUGAAUUUGAUCAAUCAUUUCUGUUUUAAAGGUACGACUUUACAUCUAAACAUAUCAUUCUAUUUACUGAUAUCCAUAUAUUAUAUUUUGAUAUACGAUGAUUAUAUUAGCAAUCAACAUUUUAUGCAGCGAUUUCCACCUGAUAUACAGCAAUACCUUUUGAGAUAGCUACUAAACCCAAACUUAAUCCAGUGCAUUAAUUAAAACUCAUAAUCAAAAGAUUGCUUUCAAGCUUCAAAUUUACUAAGUAAGGUUAACCAUACUCUUAAUACUCAUAUUAUAUCACUUAUAUUUAUGUUUGUUAGACUUAUUUCUUAGAUUUUCCAGCUUUGAUGAAUGGGAUUGAAUUGUUAUAAUAUCUACCAAAUUCUGUAUAAUCAUAGUCAUAGCUAAACUUGUUAAACAAUUAAUCAUAGGGGAAUUCAGGUCAAAAGAUUAAAAAUAAUGCAGACCACCCUAUAACAGUAGAUGAUGAUGAACCAGAAUAACCUACUAAGAAAUGUUAUAAUACUUAAUGUAAGAAUGUUGGAGACAAGAAAAUCAAAUCCAAAAGGCAUGAUAUAUUAUUCUUUUGUGACAAAUGUUCUAAAUUAUAUAAUAAAGGAAAUUAUUGUGAUUUUUGUGAACAAGUAUCAAUAUCCAUUUAUUAAAGGUUUAUGGCUCUUAUGAUGAUGAAGCAGGUUGGGUUUAAUGUGAUCAAUGCUAAAAAUGGGUAUGCUACAUAUUUAUAAUAAAAAUAGAAUCACAUUGCUUGUGAAUAAAAAUAUAGAAAUUAAAAUAUUCAAAAUGAACCAGAAACUACUCCAUAUCAUUGUUUAAAUUGUUCCAAAAACAUUAAAAAAACUAAACCAGUUAAAAAACCUGAAGAACUUCCUCCUUAAAAGUAGCGUCCUAUUCUUGAACAAGAUGAUGCUAGAAAUAGAGAAAAGAAUAUAAAUUUUGUAGCUACAAAGGACAAUAAAAUAUAAUAUAGUAAUUUAAUACAAAUUAAGUUUUAGCUUAUCGUUUAAACUUGUUAGAAGAAGAAAUCAAAGUAGAUUUAGAUCUCCUUCGAAAUUCGAUUAAAAAAGUUAAAAAAUUAUAAUUGUCUUCUCCACCUUAAAUAUUUCAAUAGACUAUAAUAUCUUCUCAAUAAUAAUAACAACAAUAAGAAGUAAAAUAUUCAAUUUUAAUUUAAAGAUUUAAGAAUAAUCUACAUAAGGUAGUAGAAGUUUGAGAAGAAGAAUAAAUUAAAAAUUAAAUUAUAGAGAUUUAGUUGGGGAAUAUUGA